GGAGGGAGAGCGAGAGAAAAAGACCUCAUGUUGUUAUAGCAAGAAAAAUGUAGGUCCACUGCUUAUGUUCAGUGAAGGUAAAUCCUUCAUUUCUGGCUUUGUGUCCGGGUUCCACUCCCAAUCUUGUUAUAAAUACAUGCAUGACGUAUAAAGUAUAGUAUGGGACCAAGCAGAUUCAGAUAGUAGCACACCAACAUCGAAGCCGUGUAAGUGAGCACACAAAAACUAGUCCGGUGAAACACCAACGCGGUACUUGCAGUGCAGUCUUCCGGAUCCGGCCGCCUAACAUUUCCGAGCCAAUGCAACGGGCAGCUAUAUAGACUCGGAAUCUGCUCAAUCAAUAUCAUUAUCGCUUAGAGUUAUCAUCAACAUAACACCGUUUCUGGAUACACGUUUUUUUAUCAUCAUCAAGCUAUCACUCAUACGUUUCAUCAUCAAGACGGAUUGAGAGUUGUUAUAAUGGGAAAUCAUGGCAGCAGAGACGAGCCCGAUGGAAAAGGCAACGAGGGAACUAAACUCAGAGGGCGCUACACAAGUCACAUGACUGGGUUCGUGAAUAAAGGUGGUUCCAAGCAUCCAUGCGACCUCACAGUCACCAUUGAGACAGAUGACGUCAUCCAUAUGAUAGAGAAAUCUCCUCGUCAUGAGGCUGCGAUCAGCGGUGAGCUCAACUGUGCAGUGUUAUCCAAGGAUCCGGUCCCAUUUUCGGGUGGCAAGUUCUACGUUCAACGCUCCUGCCAAACCAAUUUGGAGUUCAAAAGCAUGGUCUACGAGACGCUGUUGCCUUUCGGAGAGAAGGACUUCUUCUUUAAAGGCAUUAGAGUGGCCCACGAGGACACGUUUGUCGGAAAUAGUGCAACCGACGUCUCUUCAAUGGGUAUUGUCAUCAAGAAAGGGCCCAAUUUUAAAGCCGAGACCUUAACUACUGGCGAUGUCUCCACGAAACUGGCGGAUGUUGCCAAAGAGCUUGCAGACAUUGAGAUCACAGGACCGGGGGAUGACGAGAAACUGGAGGUGGAGUGGAAGGCCAAGUUGGGAUUCUUUCUUGGUGGUGUUCUCAUCGAUACCUGCGAUAUGUUCUCUCCUACACAGUUCUGUCCCAAAUCUUCGGCGCGUGAGAGGCGCCCUCUAAAUCUGAAAGGCAUCAAGCCUGAGGUGUACCAUAUCACGGCCAAAGACGGUGUGCCUCUGGUGAUGACUCGCUACAAAUGUGGUAACAAGGGACCAAUCCUGUUCCUUCAUGGACUCUGUGUCACAAGCAGGAUUUUCUCAUUAGAUACCAUAGACAAGAGUGUCGUAGAGUUCUUCUGCGAGCAUGGGUACGAUAUGUGGGUUCUAGAGCUUCGGUUCUCGGUAGCCCUUCCUUCACAUCGGAAGCCUACUCAAAUGCAAGACUCUGCAGAGAAAGACCUCCCACCUGUUGUAGACUUUAUCCUGAAGGAAACCGAGUCGCCCGACCUCCAGGUCUACGCACAUUGCAUCGGCUCUCUCACGAUGCACAUCGCUUUGUUUGGCGGUCAUAUUGACAAGAGGAGGAUCCGAUGCUUCGUUGCGUCACAGUCCGGAUUCUGCAUGAUCUCAUCAGCCAUGAACCAUGCAAAAGCCAAUACCAGGCUUGAUGGCGUCGCUGUUGCAUUCGGAUUCUCAGGGCUCAAUGCGUAUACAGACAAAAACGAUCACGUGCGAGAAAAAAUAAUGUCUGUAAUGGCCAAUGCUCUUGCGCGAUCUACACUCGACGAUAAGAACCAGUGCAGUGAUAUCGUGUGCCACAGGAUAACCUCAAUGUUUGGACUCAUGUGGGAACAUCGCAACCUGAAUGACAAAACUCAUAAUACCUUGACCGAAUGGUUCGGCUUCGGACACGCCGUGUACUAUCACCAUCUCGCGGUCACCUUCCGGAAGGGUCGGUUAACCGACUUCAAGGGCAACGACAUCUACAUACCGGAUUUCAACUCGAAGAACCGCCUCCAAUCACCACAGUAUCGGAAGGCCAUGAAAAAGCUGGACAUACCCGUUUUAUAUUACGUCGGAUCGUUGAACAAAGGUUGGGAUAUCGAUGCAACGAGGCAGAGCUACGUCAGAUGCAAGGAAGCGAACCCUGAUCAGCACUAUGAGUGGUUCCAGGUGCCUGAGUAUGGACACCUGGAUUGCGUCAUGGGAAAGGAUGCCUCCAAAGAUGUGUACCCUCGUAUCUUGCCAUUCCUUGAGAAGUACGCCACACCCGAAAAGGUAUGGCAAGGACAGGAUGAUGGUGAUUAUUGCUACAGACCGUAAUAGGAAAGAAAACAUAGACUUAGUCACCAAUGUGAUUUCAAAACAACAUCGUCGUUUGUACUACUGGGCCAGAAGGGAUUAGACCACACAGCGAGGUCACUGACAGGUGGCUAUCUCAUUAACUCAGCUCUCAACUAACAUAUAAAGAAAAAGAGGAUCAUGGGGGACCAACAGGCACCGAUUGGGGAAGUUUUCUAUAUAGAGGGAGCAAGUAGCUACAAGUAGGACAGUGUGGCUUUAAGGAUUAUGCAAUGAUAAUGUUUCACGAUUUUUCUAAGUUUGUGCCAUUUACCAUUAACAGACAUGCUCGUGGUUUUGCGUCGUCUCACCCAGCUUAAAUCCUUUUUUUCGAAUAUUAGCAUUCAGGAACCUCCCGUUACAAACCGCUGAAAUUGAUAUCUGCACAUAAAAAACCAACAACAUAAUUUGUCCGUCCAGUAAAAUGCCAUUUCUAUAGUCCUCGUUUAAAGCAAAGCGUUUUGCUUGGUGCCGUGGCCUUAAUUGUAGCAAUAUUUUCUUAAAUAUCAUGAAGAAAUGUGUGUGAAAUUCCCAUAAUUUCUAACCAAUAAGAUCUUUUUAGGUACACAAUUUAAGAUUUAUUUUUGUAUAAUGUUAUUUCUUCUCAAAUGCCCUACUCUGUAAGCCUGAAACAGCUCUCCAACACCGAUUUACUGUGUCAUGUUAUUCUUAAUGGAUGUAGAAUGUAUUACUUCCUGUUCAUUCAAAUGUUUGAAAAAAAUAAUAUUCAAUGAUCAUUAUGUAUUUGACAUCUUGUUGCAUGCAUUUUCAACGUUCAUUUUCAACAAUAUUUUGUUGCGUAUUGUACAGAUGGAUAUGUUAGUAAACUAAAUCAUUUAAAUUUUGUUUGUAUUGAUGAUUAGUUUACGUGACUGUUGGAAGCAACUGCUUGUAGAUAAAGCAACAAUGAACAUUUGGCUAGUAUUCCGUACUAAGUGACUUGGUAAUUCAGGAUAUAAAGCAAAGGUCUACCAAAGCUCACUAGCUUAUCGAUAUGGUUCGAACCCUGGAUCCACCGGUUACAAGACUACUGCUUUACUACUGAACCAUCACGCAUACAUUGUCUACACUACUCGUAAUCCGUCUCAACUCUAUCUGGAAAUUGUAUCGUCAUGCUGGAAAAAACGUUAUAAUAAUUCAUAACGUCUUAAAGUGACAUUUGCGAAUAUUGAUGUAUCUUUAGCAAAAACAUGCUUGUAGAUAGCAACCAGAGAACCUACAAUAUAAAGUCUUAUCCGAAGGACUUUGUAAUCGAGGAUCAAUGCCAUGCCAAAGUUUACAAGCUCAUCAGUUUGGUUCAAAUCCGGGAUCUAACAAUUUAAUACACGACCACUAUUGUACCACUGAGCCACCAUUCACAUUUUUGGUAAUAAUUAUCUGUUAUAAAGUUAAUUUUGAGAUUAUUCUGCAUUUCAAUUCAUAUCAGUUCUCAAACACCAACACACCACUAAAUUUUAUCUUGGGAGUACUAAGCGACAAUUAUCGCAGGGGUCAUUUCCUAUCGGGAAAAGGAUAUUACAGAUGCAUUGAUAAUCAAAAUAGAUCUACACUAGAUUUCCUAGAGGCCAGUUUAAUAAACAAAACACUCGACGCGUUCACUUCCUUUUGACAAUCCUUUUGCAAUCAAUGAGACCACGGAUUUGAACAAAAGUCAAGGUUGUUGAUUGAUAACUGCUGCGCAAUUGUACAAAGUGCAUAGUUAUUUAUUAUAUUAUCAUAUUACAAAUAUAUUCUCGCUCUACUAUUAUUAUAACUAUUGUGUACUUGCAUAUGUACAAUCAGCUGCAAAUUUACGUUUUUUUUGUAUCCAAAGCAUUUGCAUUUUGUGCAUCUGCGUUAAUAUUGUAAAUAAUUUGUUAUUGAUAAUUCUAAUUCAAUACCAUUUUUGAUCAUCAUUACAAUAAUAAAGAAAAUAAAUCCUGUA
This is a messenger RNA of Strongylocentrotus purpuratus (purple sea urchin), 4216 nucleotides long. RefSeq lists its product as uncharacterized. The transcript has 2 exons. NCBI's taxonomy places the organism in Eukaryota, Metazoa, Echinodermata, Echinoidea, Camarodonta, Strongylocentrotidae. Bases 460 to 2274 code for a protein of 604 amino acids. The record is from RefSeq and is a predicted model, not a curated record.